AUGACUCGACGGCCCAAGUGCAUCAAUGUCCAGCCAGGUUGCGGCGGCAUAUUCCGCCUGGCCCAAUUGGAGAGAGUCGCCAUCACGGGCUGCCACUACGGCGUCGGCGUUAUCGCGUUUCUUGACGAAAACCGCAUUUUCGCGGCGAACAUCACAGUGCACCCCUUCAAAGCAGAUGGAGCAAAAGUUUCCGCAGCCACAGAUGCGGACUACAGACUCGACCCGCCUUACGACAACAUCAGCCUGAGAUAUGCGAUACGCCAAGCAUUCGAAAAAGUUUUCGAAGCUGCGCAGAUUGACAUCAAUACGUCUCACUCAUUCGACGGAGACCUCACCGUUACGUGCGGAUACCAGAACAUCAUCACCAGUACCGGCGCAAGGCAGACACGAGGAACAACCAUCGGGCAUGUCGCGGCUAUGGGAGUGCUGGAAGUGUUCAGCAUCGACACUACACAGAAGACGGUGAUGAGGGAUCUUCUCAGGGUGGAAGUGAAGAGAUGGCAGCUGCACGGAGGUCCGGGCAAAUGGGGUGCUGUUUUGCGUGCACCUAGGACGAUUUCGAAGCCGCUCUCAGCAGUGCGAGUCGGAGUGGAAGGGAUCUCCGACACUCUGCAUGAGCAUGAAGGCAUCCUCGCAAGUCCAGAUGACGUGGAAAGAGUAGUGUUGUUAAAGAAGGGGGAGCAAUUGGAAGAUGCGGGCUUGAAAAUGGAAAUGCGGGAUUACGAGGAAAAUAAAGACGAGUUUGCUUUUGUGCCGAAGAUCGUGGACGGCUUCUUGCAGUGGAAGGCCAAGAAGGAUGCUGAAGAAUUUGAGGCCGCGAUGGACGCAAUGGCUCUGGCUGAUGCCCUCAAUGCCAUCGUUGACUGA
Lecanosticta acicola is the source of this 867-nucleotide messenger RNA. Lineage: Eukaryota; Fungi; Ascomycota; Dothideomycetes; Mycosphaerellales; Mycosphaerellaceae. The record is from the annotation of a GenBank genome assembly.